Molecule: messenger RNA, 2903 nt
Organism: Penaeus chinensis
Lineage: Eukaryota; Metazoa; Arthropoda; Malacostraca; Decapoda; Penaeidae
Product: transformer-2 protein homolog alpha-like
Exons: 8
Coding region: 144-926 (260 amino acids)
Biological process (GO): positive regulation of mRNA splicing, via spliceosome
Cellular component (GO): spliceosomal complex
Molecular function (GO): RNA binding
Source: RefSeq, a predicted model, not a curated record
GGGCGAGCGGCGCGCAUGCGCAGUCGCGGGGAACGACGAGCGAGGUGCUGAGCGAGCAAGCUGCGUCACGGGUUACUUCUUGUUUGACUGCGAUUUUGCCGCGAUAGUGAGUCGUUCUGGAGGCGGAGACGAGAUACAGCAGAAUGAGUCGAUCACCACAACAUGCUGUGGCCAAUGGAGCUUCACCAGUUCGUGAAAGGUCGAGGGACCCUUCAUUUUCCCGGUCAAGAUCACGCUCCAGAGACCGACGUGAAACCUACAAACACUCAUCUAGAAGUUCUGGUUCCCCAAGAUACCGCGAGGACCGCUACCGAGAGGAGAAAUAUUCAUCCUCCCGCCGUAGAGAUUCUCGUUCCCCAUCUUACUCCAGAAAUAGAAGGACUAACAGGUCGCCAAUGUCGAAUCGCCGCCGUCAUCAUGGAAGCAGAGAGGACCCAUCCCCGAGCAACUGCCUUGGCAUCUUUGGACUCUCUCUCUACACAACCGAGAGACAGCUUCAUCACCUCUUUGGCAAAUAUGGUCAUAUCAAUGAAGUUCAAGUUGUACUAGAUGCUAAAACUGGUCGAUCAAGGGGAUUUGCUUUCAUCUACUUUGAUCAUGUGGAUGAUGCCACAGAAGCCAAGGAGCAGUGCACAGGCAUGGAGAUUGAUGGAAGACGGAUCAGAGUAGAUUUUUCCAUCACAGAAAGAGCCCACACACCCACUCCUGGCAUAUACAUGGGUCGACCAACUUAUUCUAACAAUGGUCGUAGAGGUGGCGGUGGAGGUGGAGGAGGAGGAGGUCGCCACAGAGGUGGUGGAUACGGAGGAGGCAGUCGCAGUCGCCGGUCCCCUCCUCGCAGAUCAUACCGCUCACGCUCUCGAUCAUACUCUCCACGCUUGAAGAAUGGAAGUAUUGGUGAAUAUUGGAAGAUGAGAAAAUCUUAAUGAGUCAGAAGAUUAGAAGGACUGGCCGGGUUUCUUUGGGGAACAUUGGAGAAGAAUUGUUGGCGAAGACAGAACAGGCUGACAAUAUUCACCACUGUUGUAAUAACCAAGAAAUGGAAUGUUUCCAAGCAUAUGAAGAUCUCACACUAGAAUUUUGUGAAGCUUCAAGGGAAAUUGGAGAAGUAAUGAAGAUGGCAGUUGGUUUGAAGAAGGAAAUAAAGCGGGUAAAAGGGUAACACAAGAAAAAACAAGGGAAGGCAGUAAGGAAGGGGAGGAAAGUUGAAGCAAAGUCGCAAAAAACUGGGUCAAGACGAAGGAAUGCAAGAGUUUUCUCAGGUCAAAAGGGCGUAUGGUCAACCCGAGUCUUCCUUGUUGAACACCACAUCAUCAUCAUCCUCAUCCUCACAGGGGAAGUGUCAGUACUGCCAUGAGGUAAUCCUUCGUCUCAUUUAUGUUGGAAACCCUCCGAUAACAGCCUCUUUUUACAAGAUUUUCAUAUCCAAGUAGACACACAUUCCAACAGGGAUUCCUUAAACUAGGAAAAAGAUUUUGGGAACAGGUUCACACCAUCAGAAGAAAGUCAUUAAAUCCCUUCCAGCCACUUUUUACUCUUCUUUUUUUCUCUCUCAAAUUUCAUUAGUUGGGGAGACCAGUUUUUUCCUUGUUAGUGUGAAGCUUCUUGUACAGCAAAGAGCUCAAGUGUAGAGAUCUUGAUAUCAUAAUUCAUGGAAAGUUACAAAUAAUUACAUUUAAAGGAGCAUGUGCUUUCUGGAUUCCAACUGCAAAGAAAGCUUUUUUUCAGUUGUUUCAAACAUAUACCAUCAGGUAAUACAAAAAGUAUACAGUGGAAGUUGUUGUUCUUAUCAAGUACUAUACAAUAUGAAAAAUGCCUUGGCCCUGUUGGAAAUUGAAUAGAGCAUUAUCCAAGAGGGUAAACUUGGCUUUCCUUCUGUUGUAUUGUGACUUGUUAGUAUUUUAUAUACAUAAAAAGGUAAAGAAUAUUGCAGCCAAAAAAAGUGAAUGGGGUUUUACUAAUAAAGAUCUUGCUUUUCAGGUGCCUUCUUUUUUUUUUUCUUUUCUUUUUUUUAUAGAAUUCAACAUGCCAUUGAUGGCCUGUAUAUUUCUACUCUUACAACUUUUUUCCCCCCCAUAUAAAAUGGAAAUUAUCAAGACCUGAAACAUUGUAAUCUAAAUCUGAAAGUGAGUUUAAGGACCAACUUUUUACAUAAACAGAUAUAGUUGUGCCUCUACUAUCUAACCAUUUUUCAUGAAUUCAGCUUGAUCACUUGAAUCACUGGAACAGGUACACUGAGGCUCUCUUAUCUUUCUCUAUUUGUUUGACUUCGGUAAACUGUGGGAAGUUAUUGGUAUAGUUCUGGUCGGGGAUUGAUAAUAAGGAAAGUAAACAUUUCCAUAGUAAUUCAUGAGGGAUUUGCAAAAUGGACAUCUUUGUGAAUGAGUAAAAUUCUGCAUCUUCCAUUGCCUGGUAAGUCAUGUAUGUUUCACAUAUUUUAGAAGCUAAAACUUUGUUAAAGUUAAUGUUUUGCUAAGUGACACUCAUUUUCUUUUCUCUUAUUUUAUAUUUUUUUUCUAAUAGCUUCUGAAUGGUAGAGCCAUUAUCUCCGAUUGGGCAUAAGAUUAGAAUGGUUUUGCUUGUUGAAGUAAUGGUAGUUCAUAUUGUUUGGAAUUGCAUCUCAUAAUUGCUUCUAACCCUAAUUAAAUUAAAUCACACUUGCAUGACAUGCUUUUUGACAAACAUACAUUCAUGAUAUCACAUAUUUUAGAUAAAACAGUUUCAAACCACCUUAAAAUUGGCCAGAAUAAAGAUCUUUCUUUUCUUUUAAUCUUUUUGGAUAGAACAUUUAAGUCAGUUAAAAGUAGUUAUAGGAAUAAGUAAUACCACCAGUUGCAUUUCAGAUAAACAACAAAACAAAUUGAAAUGAAGUUGUGACUUAUUAAUAAAGUUUAUAUGAAUGA